AUAUGAGUUGUAAAAAUUAAACGGAUGAAUAUAGUAUGUCGACCGUAGUAACCACAAUAAUUAUUAUAGAGCACCUGUUUCAAUAAUGACGUCACGAACUACCAACACCAUGUUCUACAUACGCUACUUUCAACAGUAACUUCUAAGUCGCUUCAACUACAAUAAUGUUUUACAUUAAUUUAUUUUUAUUUGCAACAAUAUUCUCAUACCCAAAAUGUUAUGGACAAAAUAUAUACGUGAGUGACGUUAACUUCAGAAUAGAACCAGGAAUAGAGAUGUGUGUCUACGAAACAGGGAAAGCUGGACAGAUGUUGGAAGUGUACUACCAGGUACUGGACGGACAACAUGGAGAUUUGGAUAUUAAUUUCAAAGUUAUUGACCCUAAGAAUGCUACUCUACUGACGGAUUAUAAAAGUUCUGAAAACUCUAUUAUCAUGGACUUGGAAAUGGACGGAGAUUACGCAUUCUGUAUGGACAACACGUAUAGUAUGAUGAAUUCUAAACUUGUGUUCUUGUAUGUGCUAGUAGAAGACAAAAAUGGAGUGACUCAAAGUGACGUAGGAGCCAAAAUGGCGGGAAGUGACAGCGGAGAUGAACAGAACGACGGUGAAGGCGACGGAGCCGAACCAAAAGAAGUAUUAGAAUGGGAGGGAACAGAUGAAAACGGUGAGAGUUACUACUUGGAAGUGGGUAAAAUCGCAGAUUCCUUGUCGGUCACGUUAGCGCACGUGGUCAAGUCCCGACAUCUGCUUAGCAUAUAUGCUGCGACCAAGUCGCGCGACAGUUACUUGGCUUUCGAAGACACAUUCAUUGUCGACGUUUGGUCAGGCAUUCAAAUAAGCUUGAUGUUUGUUGUGGGAAUGUUGCAAGUUUAUAUGAUCAAGAAACUGUUCAGUCGAGACCAUCUUGGAUACAAAGACAUUUAUUGAAUAUUACCUAAUUACUAGACGAUAAAUAUGAAGUUUUGCUUGCAAUCAAAUGUUAUUAAAAUAAAUUACAUAUACUAAUACUACAAAAUACACUUUUUGAAUUCCUAUAUGGCACUGACUACUGACAUGAAAUUGUUUACAUACAUUAUUUGUGUUCAACUAGUUCCAUGCUAAUAGAGAAUAUUAUGGCUCUCCUAUAUAUACAUGACCUCAUCACGACACAACAAAUGAUAAUGUCAGUAAAUAGUGUAAAAUAAACACUAGUAGGUAAUACCUACGUGUGGUUAUAACAAGGUAAUUAAU
This is a messenger RNA of Spodoptera litura, 1232 nucleotides long. Its product is annotated as transmembrane emp24 domain-containing protein 5. Lineage: Eukaryota; Metazoa; Arthropoda; Insecta; Lepidoptera; Noctuidae. The record is from RefSeq and is a predicted model, not a curated record.